Molecule: messenger RNA, 3428 nt
Organism: Clarias gariepinus (North African catfish)
Lineage: Eukaryota; Metazoa; Chordata; Actinopteri; Siluriformes; Clariidae
Gene: ano10a
Product: anoctamin 10a
Exons: 16
Coding region: 261-2246 (661 amino acids)
Biological process (GO): chloride transmembrane transport
Cellular component (GO): plasma membrane
Molecular function (GO): chloride channel activity
Source: RefSeq, a predicted model, not a curated record
UCUGUGCUGAACUCUCACACGGAAGUAGACAGCACUGACCCGUCUCUCGCUUUAUCUUUCUCCAAUUUCCCGAUGUAUUAAAAUAAACGAGACUUUAAGUGGAACCGCAGCCCUGUGAAUGCGUGUAACGUUACAGUCUCUCUAUGUCGGGGAUUCUGACAGGACGUUAGGAGACCUCGGAGCUAACACGAGACGUGUGUGUGUGUGUGUGUGUUACAGACUGAGUACUGAGCGCCCCUCCCUGUCAGAGCUCUGAAAAAAUGCAAAACAGCUCUAUCGUCUACGACAGUGAUGGUUGUCCAUUUGCUCCCUUGGUGGUGCUGGAGUUGGCCGAGAAUACUGAACCUGAGGCCAUUGCAUGGUUAUUAAGAAGAAUAAGAGACAAGCAGCAAAAUGGAGGAGCUGAGUUGCUGGUGGAGCAGCAGCUGUCACUUGAAGGACAAGAUAAGCCAAAAGUGCAUCCUAAUGUUUUUCUUGUGGGCGCUACCUGGCAGAGACUCCUGACUGGAGCAGAAGAUCUGGGCCUUUUUAAGGAGUUCCAAGAUGGUACCAUGCGAGGAUUCACUUAUGCCAAUCGGGAGAGUUUCAAAGAAUUCCAGGGUGAGGGCGAUGGGUUCCUUAGCAUUGCAGAAUGUCAGUACAUCAUCAAACACGAGUUGGACACCCUAAGGGCAAAGGAUGAAGUCCAUGUUCCAGGAUACCCCAAACUUAGGCUCUAUCCUGGAAAGUCAGUCAUCCGUAGAUUGCAGUCUAAAGGGAUUCUUGUCCAAUGUUUCCCACUCCAUGAUAAAGAGGAGUUAAAGAGGCUCUCUUCCAGUUGGUACAAAAAGGUCAAGUUUUCCUUUCAGCCACUGAAUGACAUCAGGCAUUACUUUGGCGAAGGUUUGGCGCUUUACUUUGGUUUUCUCGAGUACUUCACAUUAGCCUUGGUGCCAAUGGCCCUGAUUGGCAUCCCCUACUACCUCUUUGAUUGGGAGGACUAUGAUAAAUAUGUUCUCUUUGCUGUCUUGAACUUGGUUUGGUCCACUGUCUUCCUGGAGGUGUGGAAGAGAUAUAGUGCACAGCUGGCUUAUGGAUGGGGAACGUUGAGUCGUAAGAAAGCAUUUGAAGAACCACGACCGGGAUUUCAUGGCGUUCUUGGCCUUAAUCCUGUAACAGGCCGCGAGGAGCCGACCUACUCUAACACCAAACGGCAGUUAAGGGUCUAUCUGGUGUCUGUCCCUUUCGUGUUGCUGUGCCUGUACAUCGCUCUCUGUGUGAUGAUGAUCUACUUUGACAUGGAGAGAUGGGCGAUAGAUAUUUAUAAUGAAGAGCCAAACUUCCUAACAAGUGUGCUGCUGUUCAUACCAAGUAUUGUGUAUGCAGUGGUCAUUGAGCUCAUGAACCUGUUAUACCGCUACGCAGCUGAGUUUCUCACAAACUGGGAAAACCAUAGGCUGGAAUCAUCUUUUCAGAAUCACCUGGUUCUUAAAGUAUUGGUGUUCAACUUCAUCAACUGUUUUUCUUCUUUAUUCUACAUUGCUUUUGUAAUGCAAGAUAUGGCUUUGCUUCGACAUAGCCUUGCCACUCUUCUCAUCACCUCACAAAUCCUGAACCAAGUGAUGGAAGCCUUCCUGCCAUAUUGGCUGCAGAGGAGACGAAAUAAGAAGGUCCAUAAGAGGGUGAGGAGGGUGAUGGGAGAUCAGGAGCUCCCCAUGGUGGAGCAGGUCCAGCUGGAGAGUGAAAUGAAUACUUAUCUGGGCACGUUUGAUGACUAUCUGGAGCAGUUCUUACUGUUUGGCUAUGUCAGUCUGUUUUCCUGUGUGUAUCCUCUUGCUGCCGUGCUGGUGGUGCUCAACAACAUUACAGAGGUUUAUUCAGACGCCUUUAAAAUGUCUCACGUGUUCAAGCGUCCAUUCUCUGAGCCUGCAUCUGACAUUGGAGUAUGGCAGCUGGCGUUCGAGACGAUGAGCAUUAUUGCUGUGGUCACCAACUGUGCCUUGAUCGGUCUUUCUCCUCAAGUACAGGCCUACUUUCCUGAGGCGGACACGCAGCUUAUCCUCACUAUAGUGGCUGUUGAGCAUGUCCUCCUGGCCUUCAAGUUCAUCCUGGCCUUCAUUAUUCCAGAUGUGCCCAAGCACAUUCAGAUCAAACUGGCCAAGCUAGAGUUUGAGUCUCUGGAAGCUCUAAAGAAAAAGCAAGCGCUUGCUCGAAAAUGCUGGAGACAGCAGCGAUACCAAAGACCACUAAAUAACAAGGAGCAAUAAAGAGGAUGACGGUGGCAAAGCUACUGAUUCAGAUCUAAACCUCCCUCAGGUGUUUACAUACAGUGUAUCCAGUCAAGCAUUACGUAUCACCUCCCAUGAAUAUGCACUCCUGACGAAGUUCCUCGCGAACACUGCUGACAUCCAGCGCAAGCUGCAACUCACUCACUGCAUGUUAGCUAGAGCAGUACUUUCUUAAACCUAAACCCCACAUCCUGGAGGACCAUCACCCUGCAUACUGUAAUGUUUUCCCUGCUCCACCACACCUACUUAAAUUAAGAAAAGACUGUUAAUCAACUGAUUAGGUAAAUCAGGGAGCUGAGAAAACACUCAGAUGUACAGGGCAGUGCUCCUCCAGGACCCGCGUGGAGAACCACUGAGCUACAUGUUUGAGCUUUUAGUUAUGAUUUGUAUUGUUUUUAUGAGAUUUUCAACUCCAUAAAGCCAGGAAGUAUAUACUGACUGCUAAAAAGAAUAUUGGUAUGUGGAAUUUGGUUAUAAAGUUUAUGAGACGUUGUGUUUUUUAAAUGUAUUAAGCAUGAGUUGCACUUUACUAGUGUAAUCGGGUCGCUAGUGAAAAAGGGUUGAGCACUUGUGCCUGGGCCACUAAAAGAUUUAUCAGAUCAUAACUCUUAUUGGAAAAUAGAUGAGACUCCAAAAACACAAACAUGGCACAUCUUUGGCCUCCAACAGCAUUUACUUCAGAAUUUUCCUGAGAACACAACUAGAUCAAGUUCAACACGGGUCUGUUGUCAGUUAUCUGUAAUCCUCAUGUUGUUUCUCACCUCAAGGCUACAGGACGUUAAAGAAAGGUAUCACAUGGGAACAGAUGCUAAAUCUAGAUUUGAGCCAAUACAGGAUAAUGUUGAAGGAUAAUCGUUUAUGACCCGCCUACACCUGAGGAACUCUUGCGACAGGCAGGUCCAGUAACUUGGCUUGAAUUGUGACCCAGGCAUAAGUAGCUUUGAAAUGUACGCAACAGGGUAAAGGUUUUGUUUUUUUUCUUGGCAAUAUGAGCAUUUAUUCCCUCUCUCUCACACACACACACACACACCUGUUCAACCAAAGACUGAGCUGUGCCUUUAAUUGCUAUUAUAUCAGAUACUCGUGUUGCUGACAAUGUGCGCAGUGUACUUGAAAUCAUGUUCAGCUGAAAAUAAAUACCUAAACUAUUAUUACAGCUAA